AUGGCACUCCAAACCUCACGCAGUAGCCUUCCGCACACGGGGCUCGCGGCCCUGCUAGCCAGCCUCGAUACGCCCGGAGAAAUCCAGCUCCCAGGCGGCACCGUCGUAGCCACAGGCACCGGCGAUCCACGCUACCGUGUGAUUUUCCGCACCGCGCGCGCUCUCCGCACCCCAAUGACCGAACUGGGCGUCGGUCGUUCCUAUAUCAGCGGCGAGAUCGAGGUAGAGGGCGACAUUGGCGCUCUGUUUGACGCGAGGGAGCGGCUCCGCAACCAGAUCCCGCUGCGACAGAAGGUCCGAUUCGUAUACGACUUCCUACGGAGCACCACGCAGAUGAACGCCAAAGCCAUCGACGACCACUACAGCUACGGGGAUGAUUUCUUCCUCACCUUCAUGGACACGCGGUAUCGGCUCUACUCGCAUGGGAUCUUCGCUUCGCCCGACGACACCCUCGAAGACGCCUCCGGGCGCAAGCUCGAGGCGAUGUUCAUCGCGCUGGUCCUCAAGCCCGGCAUGCGCUUGCUGGAUAUCGGCGGCGGUUGGGGCGGCGUCACGCAGUACUGCGGCGCGCGCGGCGUGCACGUCACGACGCUGACAAUCGCCCCGGACUCUGCGCGGUACAUCCAGCGUCUCAUCGCCGAGAAGGACCUCCCCGGCGAGGUUUUUCUCCAGGACUUCCUGGUGCAUCAGCCGACGGCACUGUACAACCAUGCCGUUAUCUACGGCGUGAUCGAACACAUCCCCAACUACGCCCGGUUUGCCCACCGCGUGUGGGAUGUGUUGGAGCCGGGCGGCCGGUUGUAUCUCGAUGGGUCGGCGGCGGUCGAGAAGUUCACGGCAAGUGCGUUCACGCGGAAGUAUAUCUGGCCCGGGGCACACGCGUUUAUGACGGUCCAGGAUGUGAUGGCGGAGCUGCUGUUUCAUGGGUUUGAGAUUGUCGAGGUCAAGAGAGAGACGCGUGACUAUGAGCUGACUAUGUUGGAGUGGGCGAGGCGUCUGGAGAGGGCGAGCGACCAGAUCAUCGCGCGUUGGGGCGCGGAGACGUAUCGCGUGUUUCGAUUGCGGUUGAACGAGCUCGAGGAUACAAGACUCGUUUUGGUUUGA
Aspergillus terreus NIH2624 is the source of this 1104-nucleotide messenger RNA. RefSeq lists its product as uncharacterized. The record is from RefSeq and is a predicted model, not a curated record. The transcript has 2 exons. Lineage: Eukaryota; Fungi; Ascomycota; Eurotiomycetes; Eurotiales; Aspergillaceae. Bases 1 to 1104 code for a protein of 367 amino acids.